AUGGAUCAAAUUGAUGAAAUACGCAUUGAAGAUGAAUUUAAAGCACGAACACUUGUCUCAACAUUAACAUCAAAUGAACGGAAACUUCUUCAAGCUGCCCUUGGUAAUCUCGAAAAGCAACUUCUACCGAAUAUAUCAAGCGGGAAAUCUCUUUCACGUCACCAAGCAUAUCAACUUUUCUUGGUAAAUUCAAUACCUUUCAUUGGUUUUGGAUUUCUUGAUAAUGCUAUCAUGCUCGUUGCUGGUGGAUAUAUUGACAAGACAAUAGGUACCUGGUUUGCGUUGUCUACAAUGGCCGCAGCAGCUCUUGGGAAUACCGUGUCAGAUGCUGCUGGUGUAGGCCUUGCACAUUAUGUUGGAAUUAUUGUAUCGAAAUGUGGCAUUAAACAUCCAGUACUUAACUCUGAACAGCUCGAAUCUUCCUUUGUUCGGGCAGUUGCGAAUCUCGGGCGUGGCAUCGGAUUAAUUGCUGGAUGUCUUAUUGGGAUGUUCCCUUUACUCUUCUUCGAUUCAACAAGCUCCAAAACUAAGUCGCAGAAUCCAACUGAUCAGAACGAUGGUAAAUGAGCAAUUAAUGUAGUGAUCAACUAGGCC
Loa loa (African eye worm) is the source of this 594-nucleotide messenger RNA. RefSeq lists its product as hypothetical. Gene Ontology annotation, cellular component: mitochondrion. Lineage: Eukaryota; Metazoa; Nematoda; Chromadorea; Rhabditida; Onchocercidae. The transcript has 4 exons. Bases 1 to 567 code for a protein of 188 amino acids. The record is from RefSeq and is a predicted model, not a curated record.